Messenger RNA from Acomys russatus (golden spiny mouse), 3586 nucleotides. It is a transcript of the gene Nlrc3, whose product is annotated as NLR family CARD domain containing 3. Lineage: Eukaryota; Metazoa; Chordata; Mammalia; Rodentia; Muridae. Bases 213 to 3410 code for a protein of 1065 amino acids. Gene Ontology annotation, cellular component: cytosol. Gene Ontology annotation, molecular function: protein binding. The record is from RefSeq and is a predicted model, not a curated record. Gene Ontology annotation, biological process: negative regulation of canonical NF-kappaB signal transduction. The transcript is spliced from 15 exons.
AGAGCUUCAAACAAGGAGCCAGCUUUGGCAAAAGAGUGUGAGCAGGUGAGACAUGGCAUGGCUUUGCCUCUUGCCAUCUCUGUAUCACUGUCCCAUAGCCCCUGAGCUUCCAGGAAGGCCAGGAAGCUACUAAGAAGCCAGGAAACAACAGAGGUCCACCAGGCUGCAGUUUCGCCUCUGUCUUCACAGCCCCUGCUGCAACCACAGGCUCCAUGAGGAAGCAAGAUCUGUGGAGGGACAGAGAGAAACGCCUGGCCUGCAGCGCUGGCUCCCCGGCUGAGCAGGUGAAAGCACUUGUGGACCUACUGGCUGGGAAGCGUGGUCAGCUGCUACAGGCCCAUAACAAAAUGCCAGAUUCCCCGCUGCGAUCUCAAAGCGAUGGUAAGUCUUCCACAGGGCGGGGGAGCAACAGGGGAGGGUAUCUGAACCCUCUCACCUUACCCUGGGACCUUACCUGUUUUGCUCUCUGCCAUACAGAUUCGAGGAUAAGGAAGCACUGUGAGGCUCUGCUGAGCAGGGUAGGAAACGACCCAGAACUGGACAGCCCCUCGCAUCGACUGGCCAACCUCAUGCUGGUAGAGGGCCUGACAGACCUGCAGCUAAGGGAGCAUGACUUUACCCAGGUGGAGGCCACACGUGGGGUCUGGCACCCUGCCAGGGCCAUCACCCUGGAUAGGCUCUUCCUGCCUCUGUCCCGGGUAUCCAUCCCACCUCGCAUCUCUAUCACCAUUGGAGUGGCUGGCGUGGGCAAGACUACUCUGGUGAGGCAUUUUGUUCGUUGCUGGGCCAGAGGACAAGUGGGCAAGGACUUCUCAGUGGUUCUACCCUUGACCUUUCGGGAUCUUAAUACAUAUGAGAAGCUGUCUGCAGACAGACUCAUCUGUUCCAUCUUCCCAAACACUGGGGAUGCUAGUCUGGGGGUGACAGCCCCAGACAGAGCUCUCCUAGUCCUGGAUGGUUUGGAUGAGUGUAAGACACCCCUGGAAUUCUCCAACACCAUGGCCUGCACAGACCCAAAGAAGGAGAUCCAGGUAGACCACCUGGUCACUAACAUCAUCCGAGGCAACCUCUUUCCAGAAAUUUCUGUCUGGAUCACCUCCCGUCCCAGUGCUGCUGGUCAGAUCCCUGGAGGCCUAGUGGACCGGAUGACUGAGAUUCGGGGCCUUACUGAGGAAGAGAUCAAAGUGUGUCUGGAGCAGACAUUUCCUGAGGAUCAGAACCUCUCAGGUCAGGUACUGAGUCAGGUACAGGCCAACAGGGCUCUGUAUCUGAUGUGCACCAUACCAGCCUUUUGUCGGCUCACGGGGAUGGCCCUGGGUCACUUGUACCACACCAGGCUGGCCGUCCACGACACAGAGCUGCCACUGCCUCAGACCCUGUGUGAACUCUACUCUUGGUACUUCAGAAUGGCCCUGGGAGGGGAGGGACAGGACAAGGGAAAGGUAACUCCUAGGAUUGAGCAGGUGACCCAGGGGGCCCGCAAAAUGGUGGGGACACUGGGACGCCUGGCCUUCCAUGGGCUGGUUAAGAAGAAAUACGUGUUUUAUGAGCAAGACAUAAAGGCAUUUGGCAUGGACCUCACUUUGUUGCAGAGCACUCUGUGCAGCUGUCUCCUGCAGCGGGAAGAGACUCUGGCCUCUUCCGCAGCUUAUUGCUUCACUCACCUAUCUCUGCAAGAAUUUAUGGCAGCGACAUAUUACUACAGUGCUUCCAAGAGGGCCAUUUUUGACCUCUUUACCGAGAGUGGCAUGUCCUGGCCCAGGCUGGGCUUCCUCGCACAUUUCAGAUGUGCAGCCCAGCGGGCCACACAAGCUAAGGAUGGGAGGUUGGAUGUGUUCCUUCGCUUCCUCUCGGGCCUCUUGUCUCCAAGGGUCAACACUCUGCUGGCCGGCUCCCUGUUGGUCCAAGGUGAGCACCAGAGCUACCGGGCCCAGGUGGCUGAGCUCCUACAAGGCUUGCUACGUCCCGACACUGCAGUUUGUGCACGUGCCAUCAACGUCUUGUACUGCCUGCAUGAGCUGCAGCACACAGAACUGGCCUGCAGUGUGGAGGAGGCCAUGCAGAGUGGGGCCUUGGCUGGGAUGACCAGCCCCUUGCACCGCAAGGCUUUAGCCUACCUCCUGCAGAUGUCUGACAUCUGCUCUCCGGAGGCCAACUUAUCCCUGUGCCUCAGCCAGAGCGUCCUCCAGAGCCUGCUGCCCCAGCUGCUCUACUGUCAGAGCCUCAGCCUGGCCGAAAACCAGAUUGGUAACAAAGGGGCCAAAGCUCUGGCCAGAUCCCUCCUGGUCAACAGAAGUCUCAUCACACUAGACCUCCGGAGUAACGCCAUUGGACCACAGGGGGCUAAGGCUCUAGCAGAUGCUCUGAAGAUAAACCGAACUCUAACCUCUCUAAGCCUCCAAAGCAACGUGAUCAAGGAUGAUGGUGUCAUGUGCAUGGCUGAGGCCCUGGUCUCCAACCACACCAUCUCCGUGCUACAGCUACAGAAGAACCGAAUUGGGCCCAGAGGCGCCCAGCAGAUGGCAGGCGCUCUGAAGCAGAACAGGAUUCUGAAGGAACUCAUGUUCUCCAGCAAUACCAUUGGGGAUAAAGGUGCCAUGGCCCUAGCUGAGGCCCUGAAGGUGAACCAGGGCCUGGAGAGCCUGGACCUACAGAGCAAUGCCAUCAGCAACACAGGAGUAGCAGUGCUGAUGCGAGCCCUCUGCACUAACCAGACACUCUCCAGUCUCAACCUACGAGAAAACUCCAUCAGCCCAGAGGGAGCCCAGGUCCUUGCUCAAGCUCUCUGCAUGAACAACGUGCUGAAGCACUUGGACUUGACAGCUAAUCUCCUUCAUGACCAAGGUGCCCAGGCCAUUGCAGUAGCAGUAGGAAAAAAUGACUCUCUCACACACCUCCACCUGCAGUGGAACUUCAUCCAGGCUGGUGCAGCCAGGGCCCUGGGACAAGCCCUCCAGCUGAACAGGACCCUGACAACCUUAGACUUACAGGAGAACGCUAUAGGGGACGAAGGAGCUUCUGCAGUGGCCGGUGCCCUGAAGGUGAACACAACGCUCACUGCUCUCUACCUACAGGUGGCCUCCAUUGGUACCCAAGGGGCCCAGGCACUUGGGGAGGCCCUGGCUGUGAACAGAACCUUGGAGAUUCUUGACUUACGAGGAAAUAAUGUUGGGAUAGCUGGAGCCAAGGCCUUGGCAAAUGCUCUCAAGUUAAAUUCCAGUCUCCGGAGACUCAAUCUCCAAGAGAACUCCCUGGGGAUGGACGGGGCCAUAUAUGUUGCCACUGCACUGUCUGAGAACCGUGGUCUUCAUCAUAUUAAUCUCCAGGGAAAUCCCAUCGGGGAGUCCGGUGCCAGGAAGAUCUCAGAGGCUAUCAAGACAAAUGCUCCCAUGUGCACUGUGGAAAUGUAAGGGAAGCAAGGUCCUGGUGGGCCAUGCAGUGACUCAACGGGAAGGUUUUGAUCAGAGAAACAUCUGAUCUCUGCGUAUCUUCCUGAAAUCUGCAACUGUCGAGCCGGCUCUCAAGCGGUGUCCUGAAUAGAGGAAGGAAGGGCACUUCCAACAGAGGUCAUAGGCACCUUUCCUGC